Phalacrocorax carbo (great cormorant) is the source of this 851-nucleotide messenger RNA. The record is from RefSeq and is a predicted model, not a curated record. NCBI's taxonomy places the organism in Eukaryota, Metazoa, Chordata, Aves, Suliformes, Phalacrocoracidae.
CCCGCUGCCUUACUCCGCCGCAGCGCUCCGGGUAGAGAGGAUCGUGCCCGCCGCGUCGCCAGGUGCCAUGUCCGGCCGCGGCAAGAGCGGCGGUAAGGCCCGAGCGAAGGCCAAGUCUCGCUCCUCCCGGGCCGGGCUGCAGUUCCCGGUCGGGCGCGUCCACCGGCUGCUGCGGCGCGGGCACUACGCGGAGCGGGUCGGGGCCGGCGCCCCGGUGUACCUGGCGGCCGUGCUGGAGUACCUGACGGCCGAGAUCCUGGAGCUGGCGGGCAACGCGGCCCGCGACAACAAGAAGACGCGGAUCAUCCCCCGGCACCUGCAGCUGGCGGUGCGCAACGACGAGGAGCUCAACAAGCUGCUGGGCGGCGUCACCAUCGCGCAGGGCGGCGUCCUGCCCAACAUCCAGGCCGUGCUGCUGCCCAAGAAGACCGGCGGAGCCACCGGCCCCGCCAAGGCCGGCAAGAAGGGCGGCGGGCAGCAGUCGCAGGAGUACUAGGGCGGCCUGCCUCCCGGCCACCCCGGCGCCACAAAGGCCCUUUUCAGGGCCACCCCCAUCGCUCACCGGGAGAGCUGCGAUCCGCGGGGCGGGACCGGGGGACCGGAAUGGCGGGCGGGGGUGGGGGGGGGCUCCGUCCCGCCGUCGUGCCCGGGGGCGGGGCCGCGCCGGCGGGCCACGGCCAUGGCGGCGAAGAACCGCCCGUCCCAGGCCGCUUGGAAAGGCCGCGGGCCGAAGAGCUGCUCUGUAAAGACUUACACUCACGCUGGGGUGCUUAUCAUCUCUUGUGUUUUAUCAUGUUACAUCCGGCAGACUUUGCAUAGAGAAUAAAUGACGCUUCGUUUGCAACCCCGCA